Boleophthalmus pectinirostris (great blue-spotted mudskipper) is the source of this 2949-nucleotide messenger RNA. Its product is annotated as Na(+)/citrate cotransporter-like. NCBI's taxonomy places the organism in Eukaryota, Metazoa, Chordata, Actinopteri, Gobiiformes, Gobiidae. The coding region runs from base 298 to 2220 and encodes 640 amino acids. Gene Ontology annotation, cellular component: membrane. The record is from RefSeq and is a predicted model, not a curated record. The transcript is spliced from 13 exons. Gene Ontology annotation, molecular function: succinate transmembrane transporter activity; citrate transmembrane transporter activity; sodium:dicarboxylate symporter activity. Gene Ontology annotation, biological process: monoatomic anion transmembrane transport; citrate transport.
UAGUCCAGGUUCUUUUGCAGGUUUAUUGAAGGUUUAGUCCUAGGUUUAGUUCCAGUUUUAGUCCAGUUUUAGUCCAGGUUCAUUUCCAGGUUUAAUAAAGCUUUAGUCCGGGUUUAGUCCAGGUUUAGUCCAGGUUUAGUCCAGGUUUAGCCCAGGUUUAGUCAAAGGUUUAGCCCAGUUUCAGUUCCAGGUUUACUCACAGGUUUAGUUUAAGUCCAGUUUCAGUUCCAGGUUUAGUCCAGGUUCAGUUCAGGUUUAGUCCAGGUUUAGUCCAGGUUUAGUUCAGGUUUAGUCCUGAUGGCGGUGCUCCCGCUUGUGGUCCGGAUCCUGCGGAGGGUCUGGACCCUGAAGACCACGUUCAUCCUGGUCCUCACUCCUUUCCUCCUGUUACCGCUGGCGAUCAGUACCAAGGAGGCGGCGUGUGCGUACGUGAUCGCGCUCAUGGCCGUGUACUGGUGCACUGAGGCGCUGCCCCUCGCCGUCACCGCUCUGCUGCCCACUGUCCUCUUCCCCCUGCUGGGCAUCAUGGAGAGCAAAGACGUGUGCGUGCAGUACCUGAAGGACACAAACUUCUUGUUCGUUGGCGGUCUGUUGGUGGCGGUGGCGGUCGAGCACUGGGACGUCCACAAACGCAUCGCACUCAGAGUCCUGCUGAUGGUCGGAGUCCGGCCCGCUCUGCUGAUGUUGGGCUUCAUGUCGGUCACGGCGUUCCUCUCCAUGUGGAUCAGUAACACGGCCACCACCGCCAUGAUGGUCCCGAUCGUCCAGGCCGUUCUGGACCAGCUCCACGGAUCCAAACCAGACCAGGACCAGACCGAGGCCAGACCUGAGACCAAACCUGAGACUGGACCUGAGACCGGACCUGAAACUAGACCUGAGACCCACCCAGAACCAAAGACCGACCCGGGAUCAGGGGAGAAAGUCCAGAUGGAACCAGCGGAGAAGAUCCACAGUGUCCUCCAGCCCAGCCCUGAACUUGGUGUGAUCUCAGAGAAGUUACCGUCAGAACACAUUGCUCCGCCUCUUCCAGUGAAGCUCCUCCCCCAGGCCCCGCCCAGCUCAGUGAUCCUGUCUCUGGAGCUGGAGGAGCUCGGUGAUGAAGAGGAGGAGGAGAAGCUGAGGCGGUCUAAAGGUUUACUGCUGAGUGUUUGUUACGCCGCGAGUAUCGGAGGAAUCGCCACUUUGACCGGAACCGGACCGAACCUGGUGCUGGUCGGACAGAUGAGCCAACUGUUUCCUCAGAACGGAGACGUGAUAAACUUUGCGUCGUGGUUCGCCUUCGCCUUCCCCACGAUGGUGCUGAUGCUGACGCUGGCCUGGCUCUGGCUGCAGCUGCUCUACAUUGGCUGCAACGUGUUCAGGUCGUGCAGCUGUGGAUCUUCUCGGUCUCAGGAGGAGGACUCGGCCUUCAGACUGAUCCAGGAGCAGCACCGGAGCCUGGGGCCCAUCAGCUUCGCCCAGUGCAGUGUGCUGCUGCUCUUCAGCCUCAUGGUGGCGCUGUGGUUCACCCGAGACCCGCGCUUCAUGGACGGAUGGGCCACGCACCUCUUCAACAACAACAAAGAGUACGUGACAGACGCGACCGUGGCUCUGUUCGUGGCUGUGCUUCUCUUCAUUCUUCCGUCUAAGCCUCCCACUCACCUGUGCUUCUGGAGGACCGCCCCCUCAGAGUCCUUGGUGCCCGCUGGCCCCGCCCCCGCUCUGCUCACAUGGGGAGUGGCUCAGAAGAAGAUGCCCUGGAACAUCGUCCUGCUGCUGGGAGGAGGAUUCGCCCUGGCCAAAGGCAGCGAGGAGUCGGGUUUAUCGCGGUGGCUCGGGGAGCAGAUGACUCCUCUCCAGUCGAUCCCGCCUUGGGCCGUUGCCGUGGUAAUCUGCCUCCUUGUCGCCACGUUUACAGAGUGUGCCAGCAACGUCGCCACGGCAACACUUUUCCUGCCCAUCCUCGCCUCCAUGUCCCAGUCCAUGUUGCUGAACCCUCUGUACGUGAUGAUCCCGUGCACACUCAGCGCCUCCUUCGCCUUCAUGCUGCCUGUGGCCACACCCCCCAACGCCAUCGUCUUCUCCUACGGCUACCUCAAAGUCUCCGACAUGGCUCGCUCUGGGGUGGUGAUGAACAUCAUCGGGAUCCUCUGCAUCAGUUUGGCCGUGAACAGCUGGGGCAGAGUUUUGUUUGGACUGGACUCUUUUCCUGAGUGGGCCAAUGCUACUGCACCACUUUAAAGUACUUCUACUACUACUAAUACUACUAGUACUCCCGUAUGAAGGUCGUAUACUACACAAAACUGACUCUGAAGAGCUUUAAGCCAUGCUCGAACGUUGUUACCUCCUCAAAAACAGACCUGCAGUUGUGUUUUGUUUCAUUAUCAUUAGUCUGUCUAAACCUCUAAAGCUCAAAAUGUUCUGUUCCACCUUGUGAUGUCAUGAAGUAGUUUGCAAGUUAACAGUUCCUUUUACCUUUUGCUCAUUAGAGAUCGGCAAUUCCAGGGCUAAAAUGAUUCUAAUGAUGGUGUAUGGAGUUUAAAAACACAGUGGAGCACCUGUAUUAUUUUCUGUUUGUGAGAAAAACUCCACCUAAAUAUCCAGGGUUUGUGUAAAUGAAAAGUUUAAUGUGCACCUUUAAGUCAGGGGUCUUUGACCUGUGGGUCAGGAGCUACUGGUAUCUCUCCACCUCCUUCCAAGCAGCUCACCAAGGGAUUUCUGAACACCUAUUAUGCUAAAUAAGUACAAUUUGAAAAUGUAAUUAUUAUUAUUAAUUACAUUUUACAUUUCUUGUGACUCUAAAACUAGCAGCUCUGUCACAUUUUCAUUUUGUAAAAGUCACUCACUGGAGGAAAAAGGUUGGAGACCCCUGGUUUUAAGUAUUUCUACUACUACUAUUACUACUACUACUACUGCUACUACUGCUACUACUACUACUAUUACUACUACUACUACUGCUACUACUGCUGC